Molecule: messenger RNA, 8262 nt
Organism: Alexandromys fortis (reed vole)
Lineage: Eukaryota; Metazoa; Chordata; Mammalia; Rodentia; Cricetidae
Gene: Chst3
Product: carbohydrate sulfotransferase 3
Exons: 4
Coding region: 713-2149 (478 amino acids)
Biological process (GO): N-acetylglucosamine metabolic process; carbohydrate metabolic process
Cellular component (GO): Golgi membrane; trans-Golgi network
Molecular function (GO): N-acetylglucosamine 6-O-sulfotransferase activity; chondroitin 6-sulfotransferase activity
Source: RefSeq, a predicted model, not a curated record
GGGCGAGGGGGGGGGAGGCUACUGCCCUUCCUCUCGGCUCCUCCCUCCUCCCUGCGUCCUCCGCCUCCUCCAUCCUCUCUUAGCCGCCGGGUGGGCGGCCACGCCAACUUCGCUGAAGGUCCCCAAGUUGCCGGGUACGCGUGUGGAGUGAGGCGGGAAGCGAAGCGAAGGGGCGCGGGACUCCCGGAGCCUUGGCUGCGGAUCAGGGGCCCGCCGCCGACCGCUAACGGGAUCGGAGUAGUGGGCAGAGCAAAUCGCUCGCCGGCUAGGACACCGCCCGCCUGGCGCCGCUUCCCGCGCAGAGAGGGGACCGGCCCGGCCGCGCCUCCCUCCGCGCACUCACCGGGGACGCAGAGUGGGCGCUGUUAAGAGCGCGGCCCCAGCUUGGGGCGGAUGCUGCCCGCGCUGGACGCUGGCCUCCGGAGAAUCUGAUCCGCCCGCCGGGAGGAGGAGGCUCGGCCGGGGCUAUGUGAAGAAAUGGCAUCAAGUGCUGUGAUGGCUAUUCCUGGUUGUUCAUUUGACGGCAUCUGGAAUUAACUAAGACCCAAGCGCACACCUGUGAGGGACCUACCAUAAUUAAAUCAUUUGAAGUGGGAAGACCCACUUUUAACCUGGACAUUUUGAGGAUGAGGGUAUCCCCACCUGAAGAGGACAAGUUGGGUGCCAAGCCAUGCCCCUGAGCUGAGGGCCAGCUGCCAGCCUGAGGAGCCUCAUGGCACCGCCUGUACCCAUGGAGAAAGGACUCACUUUGCCCCAGGACUUUGUGCACAGUCUGAAGAUCCGGGGCAAAUAUGCCUUGUUCCUGGCAUUUGUGCUCAUAGUUUUUGUCUUCAUUGAAAAGGAAAACAAAAUCAUAUCCAGGGUCUCUGACAAGCUGAAGCAGAUCCCUCAAUUUGUGGCGACGGAUGCCAACAGCACCGACCCAGCCCUGCUUUUAUCGGAAAACGCAUCUCUCUUGUCCCUGAGCGAGUUGGAUUCUGACUUCUCCCAGCUGCAGAGCCGCCUGCACAAUCUCAGCCUGCAGCUGGGCGUGGAGCCAGCGAUGGAGGCCCAGGGGCAGGAGACUGCCGCAGAGAAGCCAUCCCACCAGGCUGCAGCAGGGCACCGGCGCCACGUACUCCUCAUGGCCACCACCCGCACCGGCUCUUCAUUUGUGGGCGAGUUCUUCAACCAGCAGGGCAAUAUCUUCUACCUCUUCGAGCCACUGUGGCACAUCGAACGCACCGUGUCCUUCCAACCGGGAGGUGCCAGCGCUGCAGGCUCAGCGCUCGUCUACCGCGAUGUCCUCAAGCAGCUGUUGCUGUGCGACCUGUACGUGCUGGAGCCCUUCAUCAGUCCACCUCCUGAGGACCACUUGACUCAGUUCCUCUUCCGCCGGGGAUCCAGCCGCUCGCUCUGCGAGGAUCCAGUGUGCACACCCUUUGUCAAGAAGGUCUUUGAGAAAUACCACUGCAGGAACCGUCGCUGCGGGCCACUCAAUGUGACCUUGGCGGCAGAGGCUUGCCGCAGUAAGGACCACAUGGCCCUCAAGGCUGUGCGCAUCCGUCAGCUGGAGUUCCUACAGCCACUGGCAGAGGAUCCGAGGCUGGACCUUCGAGUCAUCCAGCUGGUGCGCGACCCCCGGGCCGUGCUGGCCUCACGCAUGGUGGCUUUCGCGGGCAAGUAUGAGAGCUGGAAGAAGUGGUUGACAGAGGGGCAGGACCGGCUAAGCGAGGAUGAAGUGCAGCGGUUGCGGGGCAACUGUGAGAGCAUCCGCCUAUCUGCCGAGCUGGGCUUGCGGCAGCCAGCCUGGCUGCGUGGGCGCUACAUGCUAGUGCGCUAUGAGGACGUGGCACGCAGGCCACUGCAAAAGGCCAGAGAGAUGUAUGGCUUCGCAGGCAUCCCCUUGACCCCACAGGUGGAGGACUGGAUCCAAAAGAACACCCAAGCGGCCCGUGACAGCAGCGACGUCUACUCGACUCAGAAGAACUCCUCCGAGCAGUUUGAGAAGUGGCGUUUUAGCAUGCCCUUCAAGCUGGCACAGGUGGUGCAGGCUGCCUGCGGUCCGGCCAUGCACCUCUUUGGCUACAAGUUGGCCAGAGAUGCCGCCUCGCUCACCAACCGCUCCAUCAGCCUGCUGGAGGAGCGGGGCACCUUCUGGGUCACGUAGUGAGGGAUGCCCGGGACCCUGGGAAUCCCUUCUCAUGAAAUGCUGGCCCUGCUUCCCUCACACCCAGCCUGGCAGUGAAACACAGCCCUGGCAGAGAGUCAGAAUGGGGAGCGGUGAUGGGGGUAUAGGCCCUGGCUGUAGCUGCAGGCCUCUGGCCAGCUAGUUUCCCCAGUUCAGCCGCAGCCAGGACUUCGGGGCUCCUCUGAGGACAGCAGUGCCCUGUGUCCUAGGUGGUACUGGUCAUUCCCACACACUUUAUGACCUGCAGUGUCCUAAGCAGACCCAGGCUGGUUCCUGUGUAUGGACACACCUCCCCAGCUCUGCCUCACACUGUCACAAAAACAUGCUGCACACAAAGGCCUGUAGGCUGUGUGGGCCAGAGUCCAAAUAUUUAACAACCAGAAGGGCGUAGGCCUGCUCCACUCACUCAGAUCUCCUACUAUAUUGAAUGUUAACCUUUUCCGCUCUGAGACAGAAAAGCCUAGGAUCUGCUGAGUCCUUAGAAGAAGGAGGGCAGCCUAGGGUGAGGAAGGGGGACAUUUGAAGCUCCUGAGGGGACAAUGGCUGUUUACCAACUGAUACAAAGGGGUUUGAUUAGUUGUUCUGGCUACUCGUGAAUAUCAGCCAAAGUGCAUGUAGAGAGAGCAAGGCUGGGAGUGUGGCUCAGUGGUAAAGUUCUUGCCUCUCAUGCACAAGGCCCUGGGUUUGAUCCCCAGCACUACAAAUAUAAGGAAAAAUCAAACAUACGUGUACUUUCAGCACAGAGACAAGAAAGCAUCAUAAACUCUUUCUCUCUCUCACACACGCACACACAAUCAUAUACACAUACACACACUGAUAUAGAAAAGCAUCCCCAUUCUUUUUGCUCGCAGUAUUUGGUUUGUUUUUUGUUUUCGUUUUUCCUGUAUCACAUGUUUAAACAGGAGCCUUAAGUUACAUUUUUAGGGUUAUGUGAAGAGGGGCCAUAUGCAGGGGCAGUGACACUUUUUGCCCUGACCAGAGCUGGGAGGGGAAUGCUGGUCUCUGAAUCACCGCUAAGCAUCUGGGGUUGCCAUGGCUACCUCCUCUGACCCAGCCACACGCCACAGCUGGAAGGCAGAAUAUUUUAGAGAUGGCAUGACCAACCUUCACAUGACUGCCGUCCAAAGGCUCCAUCCUGAUCAUUCCUCGGGAGCACGCCCAUUUUUGAAGACUGCCUGAGGCCUAACUUCAGGCCCAGUUUUGGUCCCUGAAAGCAAAAGACAGCUCAUAGGCCUACUAUUUCCAGUCAGCGCCUUCUAGAGCCAGCCAAAGUUCAGAGUGUUCUGUAGGAAGAAGCCACACCAGGACUCAGCUUCCCUGAUUCCCUGAGCAGCCGCCUGCUAGUUCCUUCCUAGCUGACAGAGGUCCGCCCUCGGGUUGCCAUGGUUACAGCUAGUGUCUAAAAGGAAUGCCUACUUUAGGGUUCUGGGAAAGAGGAAUGCUCAACUCAAGAUGAGUAGGUAUUUUAUUUGGGCUUUUUAAGUUAUUUAUGGCUUGGUGCUGUUUUUGUUUUAAGGCUGUUUGGGGUUUUGUUUCUGUAGGAGCAUUCCCCCGUGCUAAUCUGCAAAUCUAGGCUGAUCCUGGCAGGGAACGCUUGGUUCCUGGUAAAGAGUAGACCAGAAGGAGGUGACUCUGCUAGGAGUCACUCAGCGCCUCCUAGGGACCUACAUGCAUGUCUGUGUGAACUCCAUGUAGAAUGACUCUCGGAAGCUGCCAUUGGGCCCUAGGUCGGUAGCCCAGCUUCUAUAGUGUUUAUCUAUUGUGUACGUCACCCUGGUUUCAGUUCCAUGCACCACACCAGCUAGGUAUGUUGGCACAUGCCUGUAAUCCCAGCACUCAGGAAGUAGAGGUUGGCAGCCAAAAGUUCAAGGUGCAACUCUAUCUAUCAAUUUUGAGGUCAGACUCUGCAAGGAAAAAAAAUUAAGAUCCCAGCCUAGCAUCUCUGAGCGUCCAGAGCAGUCUGUACUCCUGCUCCAGAACAGGUUUUUUUGAAAAUCCCCAACAUGUGGCUGAGGGAAGGAGAUGGCGGGAGGCGGGUUCAGAGGCCUUUGACUGAGCAGCUAGGUUCCCCAAGGCAGAAGCUCUUCCCUCCCUGUGCAAGCUGAGGCACAGAACCCAGGCUAGCCUCGGAACUUCCGCAGUGGGGGGUUGGUUACCACACUGCUAUUUCUGGACAGCUGCUACAGCUGGCACCGUCCAAGCUAAGCUGGACUGAGCCGGUGUGAGUGAUACAGACACCGAACACGUAGUCACGUGGAAGCAGGCAUGGCUAGCACUGACGAGGGGAAGGGACGAUGGCAGCACACAGCACACUCCCCAUAUUGUAGGGUUUGUGACCUGCCUGCUCAGCUGCUGGGUCCCAAACCAGAACUCAGAGUCAGUCCAGCCAGUCUCUACUAUAGGUUUUGAUCAUCUGAGAGCGAGUGUGUAGAAGACAGGUGCCUGCCUGAGGUCACAGGGACAUUGGCUCUUGGUACUCGAUGGGGACAUGAUGUUGUGGGCAUGCUCAGGGGUGUAGAUACCCUCUCUCCAUGCCCCCAUGCAGAGCACAUUCCCUUCUCAGCACAUGGGGGGGUGGGAGGGGCCGAGGUGAGAGUUUCCUUCCCACUCCCUGCCCCAAGGGCCAAGGCAUCUGUGUCUCAGCUCCCUGAGGACAGAUACCCACAGUGGACCUUUGGGACUUCUCAGGACGUGGACAAUGCUGUGGGCACAGCAAGUUGACUUUAUUUAUUUUGUGGAAAGAAGAGACGGUAUUAUUUUCAGGGACUGAGAACUGUACGCUAAUCAAGAAGUACAAGUAAUAAUAAUAACAUUGAUAAUAGAAACAGUUCGCAUGCCACACACACAUUAGGACACCUGAGGACCACGCAGAAGGUGAGACAGGACCAGCUCAUGGAAGCCCAGGAUGAUAAAGAGGUUCUGUGGGUCUCUUAUUGUUCAGAAGUUCAAUAGGAGGGCCCUCUGCUGUAUUGCUUUGCUCAGCUGUGUGCAGCAACAGAACAACUCAGGCAGGUGGGUGAGUGGGUGGACAUAGCCUUGAAACAUCCCCUGAGGCUCAGCCAUCCAGGAAAAAUUCCCAGGUUUGGAGAGGGACAGUGUGGGGAAAAUAACUGGACAUCUCUUUGGGUGCUGUGCUAGGAUUAUGCUUAGGGACUCUUAGCAUAGGGCUAGGUGGAGAAAUGGCCUUGUUGGUGGGAUGAGACAACUGCUGAUCUAACCCCAAAGAUCAAAGGGCACCCAGGUGGUCUAUCGCAGUGAUUCUUAUCAUUACUGGUGUCUGGCCUAUGGUGGAAGAUGCACCCAUUGUCUCUCUAGCCAGAAGGGAGGGUAGGAGGGGUUAGGAGUAGCAGAUGGUUUGAUCCCAUACCCCCAAAUCCCUCAGUCCUCUUCCACACUAGAGCCCGCUUCAGUCAACCAGGGGGUUGGUCCUUGAGCAGUGCUGGACUCUGGAGGGCAGGCGCAUCCUCAAGGCAGUCCCACCACAAAAGUAGAGGGAUGGUUCUAAGAUGGGGGGCGGGGGGAGAAAGGGGUAGGGACCAGACUUCCAAGAAGCCACAUGGGUCCUCCCAACUUGUGCACGUGGGAAGAAGGGAACUUCACUAAAAUCAGGGCCUGGAGCUGGUGUAUUGCUUAUGAAGAUCCUGGCUCAGCGAGAUGCAAGGAGGCAGUGAGUUCCCGGAGCAUAGCUACAUUCCCUCCCAAGUCCAAACACUCUCUGAAACAGUGGAACCAUGCCUUACAACUCAAGAGUACAGGCAGAGCCUGUAACUUCCAGUGUCUUAAUGCCGGGAGGUGGUGCACGCCUUUAAUCCCAGCACUCGGGAGGCAGAGGCAGGCGGAUCUCUGUGAGUUCGAGACCAGCGCUGGUCUACAAGAGCUAGUUCCAAGACAGGUUCCAAAGCUACAGAGAAACCCUGUCUCGAAAAACAAAACAAAAGAAAAAGUCAAGAUCCUUUGACCUGUGUCCUUGUCACUGCAUAGGUACAGACUCCUUACAUAUUCCUGAAGAUAGAGAUACGGUGUUCCUUUACUGUGGCCUCACUGUGGGUCAGCUUCUGACCAGGCAAACAGAGCAUCCAUGUCACCUGCCUCCACUAUAUUUGGGCUUGAACUUUGCCUCCCGUGUGGUCUCCACCUCCCCUAGAUAUUCUAGUCCCUGGUUCUCACCACCACCCUCCACUUCUGGUGGGUCCUACGAAUGUUUCUUUUGUGCUGGUACCCGGGCCCAGUGCCCUGCCUCGUGGCUACAUGGUACGGGACACCUUCCCAGUCUGAACGAUCAUGGCAUGUGCAUGUGUGCUCAGGAGUACAUGUGUGUGUGUAGGGGGAUACAUUCUAUUCUGCCUCUAGUGCAGCCGCACACAACUCCAGCCUCUCUCUGUCACCGACCCGCAUGUUCUUAUGGUGGCUGCAGAUAAUCUUCCAAAACCCGGUUCUGUCGCUCUCGUCUGACAGCUGAUAACUGUUCAGAGUCGGCUUCAUGGACUAGAAUGUGAAACCUUUCUCCUGGUGGCUUGCCUGCCUGACUUAUUUAAUUAAAAAUGAACAAGCAGUAAAUUCUGUCACGAUCCUUUGUUUUCGUCCUCAGCAGUAAUUGAGCCAUAAAAACGAAGAGAAGAAACGCCAUUCGAGGCGGUGAGAAACAUGUGACUUACACUGUGACCCUUUCCCAACCACUCCCAAGCGCCAGAAGCCCACGAGGAGCGUGGAUGAACAUAGGUGUCAGGGCCUGAAGAAUGUUAUUUAUGAUCCCAGGAUGGCGGGUCUGGAGAGCCUGCUCGGAUGGAAUCAUGAUGUCUGAGACACUCAGAUAUUACAGGGCAGGGACAGGGGCAUUGACCCACUAUGAGAGGACCUGGUGACAAGGUCCGGCUUUGUCACAGUCUGGUCUUGGACAAGCCACUUACCUUAUCUGGGUUCACUUUCACUUAGGGGUGAAAUGUGUAACCGCCCACAAACAUUGUCACCCAAAGCCGUGUUAGGGAUUUGAAAGUCAGUUAAAGGGUGGCUCUUUUUGCAUGCCAAGAUACUGCUUGAGGCUUCAUUCUGCCUGCACUAAAACCGCAACAGCCCCGUGAGAAGAUGGCUAAGAACCCUUUCCGCUGAGCAGUGUCGUGGAGUCCCUUCAAGAUGCAGCUGUGCUCCUCUGCCAUCGUGGCCUUGGUGUGAACUAGAUUCCAGCCCUGCCUCAGUCAGUUUCCUGUUACUAGCACACACACACCUAAGGCCGUUGGCUUAUAAAGCAAAAAGGUUUGUUUGGGUUCAGGGUUGGGGACAUUUUAGUCCAUGGGCCAAACCAUUGUGUCAUGGCCAGAACAUGAAAAUAAAAGAAGAGGAAGGGGCGGGGACCCACUGUCCCCUUCAAGUUCGUUCUCAGAGACCUGAGGACCUCCCACGGGGCCCCACCACUUCUUCCCACCCCCACAUGCCAAGUAAUGACUGUAACUCCGGGCAUCUGAGAGCAUUCUGGAUGCAAAGGAUAGGAAGCCCUCUUGUCACCUAAGAUGCUUCAGGAUGAAACAGAUGUUGCCCCAGGGAGAAGGGAAGGUUCAUGUUGGGACACAGGGAGACCAUCUUGGGGUGGGGGCUGGGGUCUAGGAGCUAGGAGGCAGCUGUGCAGAGGUGAAAGAGCAGAACCCUGAGGGCAGAGGCUCCAGAAGUGGAGAUAUCACAGCAGUGAGGCACAGCACGGAUGGAUGGGAACUCCCUGCCUCCUAAAACUCAAUCUCCAGUCACACUAUUUUCCCCUGGUCCCAGUCUUAGCAAAUUAAAGCAUUUCCAUCCUAGCCUUCAAUGUUCCAGCCUGCGAGAUCACACCCAAAACGAAUGAUCCCUUUUCAAUACGGCCGGCACUGGCCCAUCUGCUCUGGGCUGGGCUUCCUGCCACAAAUGACCCAACAGAAAUAAAUUGGUUUAAUCACAGAGUAAAGAGGUCUGGACACCCACCCACCACCUUGAGCCACCAGCAUAGCAGGAAGCCUCUUUCUGCCUCCUACCUCACCCUCUCCUUUCUCUCACCCCAUUCAGGGCUCCUGAUUCUUCUUGCCCUACGUCCCAAGCCAUCAACACAGGACUUGGGUACCAUGAGGUCC